UGGGAAACGGAGUUCCUCCACGACAUAAUUCGAGCCCUCGCCUCCUUCGUCUCCAGCGCCAUCAAGAUGCCGGCUGUUCACCACAAACUGCUCCUGGAGGAGGCUCUGCAGGACAGUCCGCAGACUCGCUCCCUGCUCAGCGUGUUUGAAGAGGACUCCGUCAUGCUCACCGACUACACCAACCAGCUGCUUCACUCCAUGCAGCGAGUGUUCGGCGCUCAGAGUGAGAUGGGACUGGCCACCGAGCAGUUGUCCAAGCAGCUCCUGGACUAUGAGAAGAAGAAUUUUGCCCUGGGAAAAGGUGACGAAGAAGUAAUCGCCACUCUGCAGAACUUCGCCAAAACAGUCGGAGAGCUGAACUCGCUGCACGCCGACCUGGCCAACCAGAUGGCCGACAGCAUGGUCUUCCCGCUGAUCCAGUUCAGAGAGAAGGACCUCACAGAGAUCAGCACGCUGAAGGAGAUCUUCGGCAUCGCCACGGACGAGCACGAGGCGGCGAUGGUCAAGUACAGCAGGCUUCCCAAGAAGAAGGAGAACGAGAAGCUGAAGAGCGACCUGGUGAAGGAAGUGGCCUACACCAGGAGGAAGCAGCACCAGGCCUCGCUGCAGUACUACUGCGCCCUCAACGCCCUGCAGUACCGCAAGAGAGUGGCCAUGCUGGAGCCCAUGCUGGGCUUCACACAAGCCCAGGUCAGCUUCUUCAAGAGGGGGCUGGAGAUGGCGUCCAAGAAGAUGGACAACAUGCUGUCGUCCGUGUCCAGCAUGACCCGGAACAUUCAGAACCAGCUGGACUCCGAGGCCGAGGCCAUGAGGGUGGCCCAGAAGGAGCUGCUGUCCGUGGAGGACACCGUCUACAUGCCCGACAGAGACACCGAGACAGUCAACCGCACGCUCAUCCAGAAGGCCGGCUACCUCAACAUCCGGAAUAAGACGGGUCUGGUGACGACGGCCUGGGACCGGCUCUUCUUCUUCACCCAGGGAGGGAACCUGAUGUGUCAGCCUCGGGGGGCGGUGGCGGGGGGGAUGGUGCUGGACCUGGACAACAGCUCCGUCAUGGCCAUCGAGUGCGAGGACCGGCGCUACUGCUUCCAGAUCACGUCGCCCUCUGGGAAAACGUCGAUGAUCCUACAGGCCGAGAGCAAGAAGGAAUAUGAGGAGUGGAUCUGCACUGUCAACAACAUCUCCAGACAGAUCUACCUGACAGACAACCCUGAGGCCGUCGCCAUCCGCCUGAACCAGAGCGCCAUCCAGGCCGUCACGCCCAUCACCAGCUUCGAGAAGAGGCAGGAAGGCUCGGCCGACCCCGACAGGGCGAAGCCAGGUGGUGCCAGCAAUGGCUCCCAGAAGACCGGGCCCCCGGAACCAGAAGACUUGAUCGCUCCUGGGACGCCCAUCCAGUUUGACAUCAUGCUGCCGGCGUCGGAGUUCCAGGACCAGAACAGAGCCGGCGGGAGACGCACAAACCCGUUUGGAGAAACAGACGAGGACUGCUCUUCAGAGAGCGACGAUUCGCUGCUGCAGCAGGUGUUCGCCGUGCGCUUCCUGGGCUCCAUGGCGGUGCGCUGCGGCAACAACCAGGAAGUGAUCUACGAAGCCAUGCGGCAGGUGCUUGCAGCGCGAGCCAUCCACAACAUCUUCAGGACCACGGAGUCGCACCUGAUGGUCACCAGCAGCAGCCUCAGGCUGAUCGACCCGCAGACUCAGGUGGUGAGAACCAGCUUCCAGCUCAGAGACGUGUGUCAGUUCGCCGCCCACCAGGAGAACGGCCGGCUGAUGGGCUUCGUGGUGGAGGGCCGGGACUGGAGUGACGGCGACGAGGAGGGGGCGCCGUCGUUCAGUGCCUUUGUCUUCGAGAGCAACACGGAAGGAGAGAAGGUCUGCUACACCAUCAGUCUGGCCAAGGACAUCACAGAGGCCAAGAAGGACCCGGACGCUCUGGCUGAGCUGAUGAAGAACAUGCCGCUGACCAACGACGGCAAGUUCCUGCUGCUGGAGGCCGACGCCAGCGACGCCAGCAACGCAGACGGACCUGAGGACCUGGAGUCCGAAGCCUAGAGAGCUCAGGGACGGUGGCACUCCCCUGGUACUGCGGCGCUGUGACCUGGGGGUCAGAGGGCGUGUUGGAUUUUAGGAUGACUCAGCGUUUACUAAUCACCUGACCUGAACAAUCAUCCGUGUAUAGACGAUCGGUACUGACCCGUCAUCUAACCUGAGGGCGGGGUCACUCUUCUGCUUAGGUUCCGCUCUUCUUAUUGAACUUUUGCACUUCAGAGACUAAUCUGCACUCCGGGAGCUUGUUGUGAUGAGUCGGCAUGUUUGCGGCGCAUGUCUUACCUGCUGCGGGUCCUAUCGCCGUCAUUCCUACGAUGCUGUUGUACAGGUGCUUCCUGCUACUCUGAUGAAGAUGAUGAAGCAACACUAGUCAGGCCAGGUGAUUCCGACCGUGACCUGAAACUGACAGACAUGGCGUUAACCCUUGGCUCUCACUUCAUUUGUGUUCUGGUACCACGACCUUCAGAAGAGUGUGUCUGUGUGGCUUGGCUUGCAGCUGUUUCUUGGUCAGGUGGUGGAGCUUGUGUGUGUCUGUGCGUGUGAUGAAAGGGUGAAACACUUAGGUUUGAGGACGACAAACCAUGACAUCAUCAUCUCCUGUACAUCGCUGCUGGAAGAGCUGGUCAGUAAACUCGUCACCUAACUCUGAAUAAACACAACUAUUUUUGGACUAAA
Synchiropus splendidus (mandarinfish) is the source of this 2727-nucleotide messenger RNA. RefSeq names its product adaptor protein, phosphotyrosine interaction, PH domain and leucine zipper containing 2 (gene appl2). Lineage: Eukaryota; Metazoa; Chordata; Actinopteri; Syngnathiformes; Callionymidae. The coding region runs from base 67 to 2055 and encodes 662 amino acids. Gene Ontology annotation, cellular component: endosome membrane; cytoplasm. The record is from RefSeq and is a predicted model, not a curated record. Gene Ontology annotation, biological process: signaling. The transcript has 21 exons. Gene Ontology annotation, molecular function: protein binding.